Molecule: messenger RNA, 2286 nt
Organism: Leptinotarsa decemlineata (Colorado potato beetle)
Lineage: Eukaryota; Metazoa; Arthropoda; Insecta; Coleoptera; Chrysomelidae
Gene: kairos
Product: kairos
Source: RefSeq, a predicted model, not a curated record
UUCGUUCGGAUCGGCGCGUGUUUCGUUCUGCAGCGGAAAUCUGCGAUCGGUUUCGUCAGAAUUUCUGAGGAACUCCUGGUGCUUGGAUAUCGAAACCGUUGCUUGUUUUUGGUUUUCUCGAAAUGAAGUAGAUCGAUUCUCUCCCGACACCAUGAGAAGAUCUUCUAUUCUGCGGACCCAAACCUCAGAACCUCUAAUAGUAGUUGAAGAUGAAGAACAUGAAGAAGAAAAAAAUGAAAGCGCCUCCAGACAAAGUUCAGAAGAUGAGUCUACGUCUAUGAACCCCUACCUCCUUUCUCCAUACGCUCGCGAAAUACGGAAACAUUCACUCCCCACCCCACAAUGCAGCGGCAUAACGGCCAGCCAGGUGAGGCGUCUUUCUGAAAGGGCUGAAACUGCCGGACCAGGUCCGAGACAAGCAGAGUUCCUCGCUACCCUUUCCUCUGCUCCUCAAGCUUCUCCUAGCGGACGAAGGCACUCCGUUGUCACCAUCUCCAGAGUUCCUCCAGCCUUCUUCGGAAGGAACAGAAGGGAGUCCGUCGCUGCGUUUGCUUCCUCGGCUUUCCCGAAUCGAAUACUCCCCAACAGAAGGGAAUCAAUAGCUUGCCCGCCAUCUACCGAACCCAGAGGCAGCGUCCAUAACCUUCAGUUGGAUAUCAUGGACGACAUCGUGCAAGCACGGAAGGUGCGCAUGAAGAUGUGGAACACCAGCAGCGAGAAGGUGUGCGAGGUUCAACCCCUGGACGAAACCGGCAGCGUACAGCGCUACACCAACUCAGGGCGUCGUUUUUCCGACUUCGUCGGGACCACCCUAGCUCCGAUUCCCAGUAUGAGCAAGCGAAGAGCGUCUGAGCUACCCCCACCCACUCCCAGCACUUCAUCUGGGACAAGUAAGAAACAAUCCACAGGCAUAGUUUGCUCUAAUACUGACCUUAUUUCUAUUCUGUCUUCCCUUUCUACUUCUGCCACUGAAAUCAACCGUUGCCAGGAGGAUCAGCCCUUGGAGAAGGGGAUGAAGAAUAAUGUACCGCGAAAGCGUGGGCAGCUCAAGAAUGCGAGAUCCAACAGUUUUGAUAUAUCCAUCCUGCAUGAGACCGACAACCCACAUCAGUCCCCUAGUUGGUUUGUGAAGAGGCAUCAGCCCAUUGCUAAGACUGAAGAGUACAAGGAGAAGAAGCCAGCUCUUUUCACUAAUAUUAAGGAAGCAAAGAAGGUAGUGGAGAAAGAACCCGGAAAAGUUGUUUGGGAUGAGAGAAGCGGCUCCAUAGUUGACCCCCAAGCUCUCGGGAGUGCCAUUGAGGUCUUUCUGCGAAAAUCCUCCCCAGAAGCUGCCAGCAGCCAGACCUCCAACGUUGCCCCGAUGAAGAACGAGAAGAGCACCGCAGGUCGGUCUAAGAACUGGUUUUCUAAGGGGGAUGAAGAAUCCACUGAAACAUGCGAAUCUUCCAUCUGUUCAACGCUAAAAGACUUAUUCGUGAAGUAGAAGUUUUUUCCUAGCAUUCGGGUAGAUCCAUCAAAUCAAUGUUAACAAUAUUAAAUGUGUCUUAUCUCUUUAUGGAGUACAAUCAACAAAUUUUAUCUCUGAAGUCGACCUUUAGUGGUGACUCCAUAAGUAAGUCGUCAACAUUUCAAAGGGGAGUUGGGCCUGUUGAAGGACGGUGAUAUGCGCUUCAUUGCUAUUUCAAUUUCUGGGAAAAAUGAGGACCUUGCAGUCUUCCUUACUCUGGUAUACAAUGAGUUGAAUUGAAACUUUUGUGGAAUCUUCAGAAGAUUUUUUUUCGAAUUCCAACUUCCACAUAUUAUGUCCAUUCAGGAAAUAUCAAUAUUACACAGGCUGGAGUUAUUAUCUCAUCUCAUUAACCGGAUCUGGUUGUCAACUGAACAGUUUUUUUUUUCGUGAAAUUAUACUGAAAUAUUGCCACGAAGAAGCACAUAUCAUUGGUUCUUUCAAUGGAUCAUCACUCUAAACAGAAUUCUUUAUUACCAUAUCUAAAAAUAAUAAUAAUUGAAUAUAUUCUAGAAUAUUCGAAGGUAUUACAGUGACGAUAUGAACUCAGGGGAAUUGCUCUACAUUCAAAUAAAUGCUAUGGUGGGAGAAUGUAAGAGAACUGAUUCAAAAUUGAUUUCGGUCUGCUGUACAAUAUCAUUAUUCAUGAAUUAUACUAAGAGAUUUCCUUUGGAACCGGUGGUGUUUUGAAACUGAAGAGCAUUCUUUUAAACUUUACUGUUCCGUUUAGAACAUAACUAUGCUGUUACAACUGAAGUACAUAAAGUACAAUAAUUUCA